Carica papaya (papaya) is the source of this 2825-nucleotide messenger RNA. Its product is annotated as G-type lectin S-receptor-like serine/threonine-protein kinase At5g24080. Gene Ontology annotation, molecular function: ATP binding; protein serine/threonine kinase activity. The record is from RefSeq and is a predicted model, not a curated record. Gene Ontology annotation, biological process: protein phosphorylation; recognition of pollen. Lineage: Eukaryota; Viridiplantae; Streptophyta; Magnoliopsida; Brassicales; Caricaceae.
GGAAAUUUAAUACAACACGCUACAAAAAUGAAAAUAAAAAUGAAAUUCUAAUUCAUAAUCUGAAAAGUGAAAAGAAAAAUCCCCCACGGCUCACGCCCCGUAGUUGCCCUGCGACCCACAAGCUACGAACACAAAUGAAUUAGUCAAAAGUCACCCGUCAACGCACAGAAUACCAUUCAAAACAUAGCCGCCAUUAAUUAACCCUUCUCAAGAUCUUGCACCCUUCACACAGAUCUCCCCAUCUGACCUCCAUGUCUCCCUGUUACUCUCUCCCUUUCCUCUUCCUUCUCCUUCUCUCAAACUCCUCACCCUCUUCCGCCCAGAAUCCAUCUUCCUACUCCUUUUCAGACCCGCCAUGGCGUCCCAGCCAGAACAAGAAUCUUAUCUCCCCAAACUCCGUGUUUGCUGCAGGUUUUCUGCCACUACGCAAUUCUAAAGAUCUGUAUACCUUUUCAAUUUGGGUUCACAACAUAUCAGAAACCACCGAAGUUUGGUCUCUUAACGACGAUUCUCCGGUCACCGCCGACGCAUCUCUCGACAUCACCGCGGGUGGUGAGCUCCGGUUAGUCAACUCUUCAGGUCAAAACUUGUGGCAACCCCCUGCAGCUGCUACAAACUCCACAAAACUUCAGCUGAAUGAUAAUGGGAACCUCGUUUAUGGAACUUGGGAGAGCUUUCAUCAUCCUACACAUACUUUCUUGCCUAACCAGACUAUGAACGGAACAGAACUGGUCUCAAAGAAUGGGAAAUUCAUGUUCUUGGACUGCCAAGACCUGGUUUUUAACUCAUCAAAGUACUGGAGUUCCAGCGACAAGUUUCAGAAGCUGGGAAGUGAUGGAAAAGUGGCUCUAGAAAAUGGAAAGACAGUGUUAUCUGCAGAUUAUGGAUCUGAUAAUUUGCGAUUGCGUAGAGUAACACUUGAUGUUGAUGGGAAUUUUAGAAUUUACAGUUUGGAUCCAAGUGUUGGCAAAUGGGAAGUCGUAUGGCGAGCAACGCAAGAGAUCUGUAGCAUCCAUGGAACCUGUGGGCCUAACGCCAUCUGCAUGAGUGAUCCCACCAACGACUCUGUUUCAUGCGUUUGUCCACCAGGAUUCAAGCGAAGUCCUGCCGACCCCAAGGCCUGUGACAGGAAAAUUCAACUCACGAAUAACACCAGGUUUGUCAGGCUUGAUUAUGUUAACUACACCAGCGAUAGUUCCAGGCAAAGAGUCAUCAAUGCCCAAAACUUCACGAUUUGCGAGUCUAAGUGCUUAGCAGAUCCGAGAUGUCUCGGGUUCGGAUUCAAGUACGAUGGUACUGGCUAUUGCGUUCUGCAGCUUGAUCAACUAUUAUUUGGGUACUGGUCUCCCGGUACAGACACUGCAAUGUUUUUACGGGUCGACAAAUCGGAAACCGAUCAGACCACUUUCACAGGCAUGACCGAAUUGAUGGAAACAACUUGUCCUGUUCGAAUAAGCCUUCCGAUUCCACCCGAAGAAUCCAACACCACAACCCGAAACAUAGUCAUCAUAUGCAUCCUGUUUGCUGCUGAGCUCAUCACCGGCGUGGUUUUCUUCUGGGCAUUUCUAAAGAGGUACAUCAAAUACAGAGACAUGGCCAGGACGUUGGGUCUUGAAUUCUUGCCCGCCGGCGGUCCGAAACGGUUCUCUUACGCAGAGCUCAAAGCGGCAACUAAUGAUUUCUCGAAUCUGAUCGGAAGAGGCGGGUUCGGCGAUGUUUAUAAAGGCGAACUAAGCGACCACCGUGCUGUUGCAGUAAAAUGCUUGAAGGACGUUACUGGCGGUGACACAGAGUUCUGGGCUGAGGUCAAUAUUAUUGCCCGUAUGCACCAUCUCAAUCUGGUGAGGCUCUGGGGUUUCUGUGCAGAAAAAGGGCAGAGGAUUCUAGUCUACGAGUAUGUAUCCAAUGGCUCCCUCGAUAAAUACCUUUUCCAUGCCCGACGAGAUAAACCCAGCAACAAAUCUGAAGCAGAUACAUCGUCGGAGUGGGAAGGGGAGAUGGAUCCGGUUGAGAUCAAUAAUCCGAAACCAAUGCUGGACUGGAGCAUCCGAUACAGGAUUGCGCUCGGGGUGGCGCGAGCCAUCGCGUACUUGCACGAAGAAUGCUUGGAGUGGGUUUUACAUUGCGAUAUCAAGCCGGAGAACAUCUUGUUAGGCGAUGAUUUCUGCCCCAAGAUCUCCGAUUUCGGGUUGGCGAAGCUGAAGAAGAAGGAGGAUAUGGUGAGCAUGUCCCGGAUCCGGGGCACUCGCGGGUACAUGGCACCCGAAUGGAUCAAGAUGGACCCGAUUACUCCAAAGGCUGAUGUUUACAGUUUCGGGAUGGUGUUGCUGGAGAUCGUGAGUGGGGUUAGGAACUUCGAGAUUCAAAGCUCGUUAAUGGAUAGCGAGGACUGGUAUUUUCCCAGAUGGGCAUUUGAUAAGGUGUUUAAGGAAUCGAACGUGGAGGACAUUCUGGACCGUCAGAUCAAACACUGCUAUGAUUCACGCGCGCACUUCGAUCUGGUGGAUCGCAUGGUGAAAACCGCCAUGUGGUGCCUGCAAGAUCGGCCGGAGAUGAGACCAUCAAUGGGGAAGGUUGCGAAGAUGCUGGAAGGAACGGUGGAGAUCACCGAGCCCAAGAAACCUACUAUCUUCUUCUUAUCAGACGAGUGAAUCUGGUUUUAAAACUUUUUAUAUUCUCUUGCUUUUCUUAGUCUCUUAUUAGUAGUGAGAUUUUAUGAUUGAUGAGUUCUCAAAUUUAAUCAGCUGUACAGGAUAAAAUAGUUAUAUGAUACCAAAGUCGAAAAUUUUCAUUUAAAUUAAAUAAAUUAACGUAUUAAGAACUGA